UUUCAAACUUCAGGUACUGCAAUUAUAAUAUUUCAGAAUGUUUCCCAAGGAAGACAACAGAGCGAAGUGUUUUCAGGUUUGGAAGUUUAUCAAUAUUGCGGUGAUAAUACUAGUCCUUGUAACUUGAGGGGUUAUAAAUUACAACUCUGAUGCCUGACUCCGUAUAUCCUGAGUUGCAACUAUUUUUGGUCAUCACCUAGUUUUUGCAGUCCCAAGCAUUAUAUUUCAUAUUCUGGAAAGACGUUUUAAUAUUUUCUCAUGUUUGAGAGCGAACACUACUUUUAUAUGUUUGGCUUCUCUAUUCUAUUUAUGAGUGAUGAUAUGGACCCUUAUAACUUACAUAAAAAUUAACACCACCGAAGAUGAAGAUACCCAAGAAGUUCUAUCACUUCUCCUAUUCCAUGAUCUAAUUCCCGGAUGCAUAAUAGCAACUCCCUUCUUAAUAAUUGCUUCAUUCUACAUCGACGAAAAUCCUAUCCAAACAGAACACGACAUCGAAUCCGAUAUGGAAAUGCCUGUAAUACAUCCCUCCCACUUAGCUCUCGCCAUCACAUUGAGUCACCAGAAUCGUGUAUUCUAACCCCUUCCAUCAUAACAAAUAUCUCUUCUGACAUCUUAAAUAACUCAAAAAUAUCUCA
Molecule: messenger RNA, 638 nt
Organism: Moneuplotes crassus
Lineage: Eukaryota; Ciliophora; Spirotrichea; Euplotida; Euplotidae
Source: the annotation of a GenBank genome assembly